GAAAAUCUGUCCCCGCUCCGUACCGAAAAGAAAAUAAACGUUCCACACCAGAACCGGGAAUUUAUCUAGCAUCCCACCCUCAGAUCAGCAACCAAGAUGUUUGCCCGUGCCGCCAAUAUCACCCGUUCCGGAAUGACCAAUCUGGUCCGAUACUCCCACUCCCACGGCGGUAUCCCCGGCGAGAACCUGCCAUUCAGUCUGACCAACCGGUACAAGCUGACGGCGAUGUUCAUCGUCUUCUUCGGAUCCGGACUGGGAGCUCCUUUCUUCAUCCUCAGACACCAGCUGCUGAAGAAGUAAACUCUCGCCAUGUCUCUGGUUUCGAACCUUCGGUGCACGCGCUCCAGCACACGGGGAUGCGGUUCCGUCGGUUGAGUUUCGUCUGUUAGGAGUGAGUUAGCGAUACGAUUCCGAUGCUAUGUAACACCCGUGGGGUUACACCAAUAAAAACAACACCCGGCUAAUCCUGCGGUACACAAAAU
This is a messenger RNA of Anopheles darlingi, 482 nucleotides long. RefSeq names its product cytochrome c oxidase subunit 7C, mitochondrial-like. Gene Ontology annotation, biological process: mitochondrial electron transport, cytochrome c to oxygen. Bases 97 to 300 code for a protein of 67 amino acids. The transcript is spliced from 2 exons. The record is from RefSeq and is a predicted model, not a curated record. NCBI's taxonomy places the organism in Eukaryota, Metazoa, Arthropoda, Insecta, Diptera, Culicidae.